UAUUUGGAAUUGUCCUUUUUUUUUUUUUUUUUCAACUCCAGACCGCAGAGGAGACGCGCGGAGUCGAGUUAACAGGCUGAGCAACAUGCGCAAAGACUAGGAGACAGACAGAGGGUGAGGGAGGCAGAACAGAACAAAAAUCCGUUAUUCAGAAGGUUCAACUGUCCAGCAAGCCAGGAAAGGAUCUGCUAUGGAUUUCAUAAGAGUGUAAAAAAACAACAAUAAGGGAUUUACCAAAAAAAAAAAAAAAAAAAAAAAAUGGAAUAAUCGGACUUUUCCGCCCUUUUUACCUGGGAUUCUUUCUCUCGGGUAUUGGAAUUCUUCCUGUUUCACCUGCACCAGCUGGAAGGAGGAGGGAGGUGGGAAGACGGGAUAAAGAACAGACGGAUACUGAGGAGGAGGUGGUGGUGGAAGACGGAAAGGUGGGCGAGAAUCAUUCCAGCUUUCUGUCGGAUGGGAUUCUUCUUCCACCCCGCGGAUGGAGGGAUGAAACCGGGAGAGAAGACCGGGGAGAGCGAGAAAGAGAGAGGAGGGAGAAAAGGAGCAGGAUGUAGUCGUCGGGCGCUGUAAGAAUGCAAAACGGACGCACCCCUCUGGAAGGCAGGAUUGAACUAUAGAGAAGAAGAAGAAGAAAAAAAAAAACCCGCAAACGGAAUUUACAGCCACCCAAAGGAAAUUUACACACAUUUACCUCGAAAGGCGCGCACGUAUAUGGGGCAUAAUCUCUUAUCUGGAGUCUAUCUGUGUGGAGUUACAACUACAAUCGGCAGUAUCAUUGUAAGGAUGGGAUUUGGAGAGAUAAUUGCGCCCUGACACCCAGUGAACUGAAGGAACGUAUCCAGAAAGAGCUCCACAGCUGGCAGACAGUGACUGGGGAGGGCGGGCUCCACGGGACUACAAUGAGGUACAGCCUGAUCCUCAGUUGGAUGCCUCCAGGAUGGAAGUCGUUACCUCUGCUUGAGUAAACAAAACCAUCAGAAGAUUUUGGACCUGCAUCCUCACCCAUGAUGUUGUAGCUGUGGUAACAUGUGAUCAUCGUGAAGAAGACAGUUACCCACUUUUACAUCUCUGAAGGUGUUGUGUGCAGGUGGAGGUGGUCGCCAUGGAGAGGCUGUUGCUGUGCGUGAUGCUGGCAGUCGCCAUGGCAGUGCGGGCACAGAUCUGCCCGAAGCGCUGCGUAUGCCAGAUCCUGUCACCCAACCUGGCAACCCUCUGUGCCAAGAAAGGCCUGCUGUUUGUGCCGCCCAACAUUGACAGACACACGGUGGAGCUGCGGCUGGCCGACAAUUUUGUCACAAGUGUAAAAAGGAAGGAUUUUGCAAAUAUGACACGACUGGUGGAUCUAACGCUAUCGAGAAACACCAUCUCCUACAUCACACCUCAUGCCUUUGCUGAUCUGGAAAACCUCAGAGCUCUGCACCUCAACAGUAAUCGGCUGACAAGAAUAGGCAACGACACGUUCAGCGGGAUGUCCAAACUUCAUCAUCUAAUUCUGAACAACAACCAGCUGGUGCUGAUCCAUCAGGGAGCGUUCAAUGACCUGUUGGCGCUGGAAGAGCUGGACCUUAGCUAUAAUAACCUAGACUCGAUUCCAUGGGAGGCCAUCCAGAGAAUGACCAGCCUCCACACGUUGAGUUUAGACCACAACAUGCUGGACUUCAUUCCAGAGGGAACCUUCUCCCUUCUACAGAAACUCAACCGACUAGAUGUGACCUCCAACAAGCUCCAGAAGCUGCCGCCAGACCCGCUGUUCCAGCGAGCGCAGGUCCUGGCCACGUCAGGGGUCUUGACUUCCUCGUCCUUUGCGCUGUCCUUCGGUGGGAACCCUCUCCACUGUAACUGCGAGCUGCUCUGGCUGCGGAGGCUCAACCGGGAGGACGACCUGGAGACGUGCGCCACGCCCCAGCACCUGUCGGGCCGAUACUUCUGGUCCAUCCCUGAAGAGGAGUUUCUGUGCGAGCCCCCACUCAUCACCAGAUUCUCCCACGAGAUGAGGGUUCUGGAAGGCCAGAGAGUAGCACUGAGGUGUAAGGCAAGAGGAGACCCAGAGCCAGCCAUUCACUGGAUCUCUCCGGAGGGCAAGCUGGUGUCCAACUCCUCCCGGACGCUUGUCUACACUAACGGGACGCUGGACAUCCUCAUCAGCACUGUGAAGGACACCGGCUCGUUCACCUGCAUCUCGUCCAACCCCGCUGGCGAAGCCCACCAAACGGUGGACCUGGUGAUUAUAAAACUCCCCCACAUCUCCAACAACACCAAUAACAUCCAGGAGCCGGACCCCGGCUCGUCGGACAUCUCCACCUCAACCCGGGGCGGCGCCAACGGGAGCAACGUGACCGGGGACGUGAAGGGCGGGGCGGACAAGAGGGUGGUGACGGCCGAGGCCACGUCAUCGACUGCGCUGAUCAAGUUCAACUUUCAACGAAACAUCCCGGGGAUCAGGAUGUUCCAGAUACAGUACAACGGCAGCCAGGACGACUCGCUGGUUUACAGAAUGAUACCCCCAUCAAGCAAGAACUUCCUGGUCAAUAACCUGGCGGCAGGGACGCCGUACGACCUGUGCGUUCUGGCCAUCUACGACGACGUGAUCACCUCUCUGACGGCGACGCGGGUGGUCGGCUGCGUGCAGUUCACCACCGAGUCCGAGUACAUGAGGUGUCAUUUCAUGCAGUCGCAGUUUCUCGGCGGGACCAUGAUCAUCAUCAUCGGAGGGAUAAUAGUAGCCUCGGUGCUCGUUUUCAUCAUUAUCCUGAUGAUACGGUACAAGGUGUGCAACCCCGGUGAAGGCGGCAAAGGUGUCUCAAUGUCGAUGACCAAUGUUCACUCUCAGACCAACGGGCAACAGUCGCAGGGAUGCUCCGUCACUCCCAGUGCCUCGAAACACGGCUCAAUUGGAUUAGACGACCUCUCGGGAGGCACGAAGAAGAGGAGCGGGGCAGCAGCAGGAGGAAUGGGUGGGGGCAAGGAUUUGACGACUCAAUCGUCCGACUCGUCUCUGCCUGACUGCUCGACAGCUACCCUUCUCAGCCAGACUUGGGCAGCCAGGAGCCCCGCGGGCGAAACGGAGGAAAAAGCAGGGAAAGAUAUAACUCAGGCCAGCUUGGUUUCGCCCACCGCCGCCUCCGGGACCCUGCCCAAACCCAAGCGGAAGCCCGCUCCGGGCAAGCCCGGCUCGGCCUGCUCCGGCGCCCAGGCCAUGCCCGAGAGCCUCGCCUCCGCCUCGUCCCCCCGCCCCGCUUCGUCAUCCUCCGCCUCCACCGCCUCCUCCGCCCUCCUCUCCUCUUCGGUGCCCAUGCCGCUGGAGAACCUCAACACCAACCGUAACAACUCCACCUCCCUCAACCAGACCCCGCCUCCUCCUCCACCCCCGGCGUUUGCCCCGUCACCUUUUUCCAGCCCCUACACGACGCCGAGCCCGGUCCCGUCCAUCCGCUUCAGAGAGACUCCCAUCCUGCGCCGGGCCCCGCGUGCUGGAUCCGCCUCCCUCUCCAACUCCUCCUCUGCCAAGUACCAGACUCUCCCGGCGGAGGAGGGUGGGAGGAGCAGGGCGAGGAGGAGGUACUCGCUCAGCGAAGGAGGCGCAAAGACUCACUCCUUGUCCCGUCAGGGAGAAAAUGGGCCCAAACUGGGGCGGAAACUGAGGAACAAAAGGAGCCAAUCAAUGAGCGGGAUGCUGCUCCCCAAAGACGGGGAAGGAGACUCAGACAAAGGGCGGUGCGAUUCGGACUGGAUCUUAGAAAGCACGGUCUGAACUGAAACAAGGCAGCAAGCGUGACAAAAAA
This is a messenger RNA of Salarias fasciatus (jewelled blenny), 3782 nucleotides long. RefSeq names its product leucine-rich repeat and fibronectin type-III domain-containing protein 5-like. Gene Ontology annotation, molecular function: protein binding. NCBI's taxonomy places the organism in Eukaryota, Metazoa, Chordata, Actinopteri, Blenniiformes, Blenniidae. Bases 1103 to 3751 code for a protein of 882 amino acids. The record is from RefSeq and is a predicted model, not a curated record. The transcript is spliced from 12 exons.